UUAAAUAUCUCUGGAACAAAUGCAGACAUUUGCAAAUGGUAAACGCCGAUUUUAUUCUUUCAUGCCAUUUCAUGUGAUACACCAAAAAAAUGAAGGGGUUAAAAAUUUGAUCAUAGUACCACUUUAAAUAGGCUCUUUUCUGAGGCAGGAAAAGGGUAACUCCAGGAAGAAAUUCCUGAAGGGCUUGGGGGGUCAGGAAAAAAUAAAACCCCCCGUCAAUAGGGGGUGUGUGGAUUUUAACUGGAGUGGUGCUGAGUCAAAUAUAUAUGUCAUAAACAUGUAUUGUGUCUAUGUGUUUGACCAGACAUUUUGCAUUUCCUUGUCGCUACUGCUUCUUAGAAUUCCCAGUUCCCAUUGCAUCCUAAUUCCUCCUCGGGCUCACAGUUCUAUCUGCCGUAAUGUAGACUAUUCAUGAACGAUCUGAAUACCUACAUGUACCUACUGUACCUAGCUACCAACCUACAGAUACCUACCUAAACCCACCUAGAUACAUUACCUUGAUGUGCAUGUAUAGAUAUUAUAUAAUUAUCAAAGCUUUCAGAUUGUAGGGUAAUAUGCAAACUAAAUAAAACAAAAUGUUAGUUAACAUGUAACAGAGAAACACUGGUGAUGUGUUGCUCAACCAUUGGUGAAACCCAGGCCAACAAACAAUGUUAUUUAUCCUGACCCUUAGCUUGAUAGACUAUUGGUUGACUAUCAACUAUAAUGAUGGUCAACCAUUGACUAAUUAUAUACAUAUAUAUUUAUCUCUGCAUGGAGGAGAUGUUGUGUAACAUGUGCCUUACAUUUUAUCCAUUCCAGAUGCUGGCCACAGUGGUUGUUCUUUAUUUGCUGAAGCUAGCUGGUUUUGUCAAAUUUCCGGAUUAUUCCCUGUCAACUUUUCACAAAGUUUGGCCGCUUCCACUAUUGUACGUUGGUAAUCUUGUUUUUGGAUUAGGAAGUACCAAGAGACUAAAUCUUCCAAUGUUCACUGUUCUGCGGAGGUUUUCAAUUCUGUUUACCAUGCUUGGAGAGGCAUGGCUGUUAGGAUCAAAAGCUAAACCAAUGGUUCAAGCUACGGUGUUUCUUAUGAUCUUUGGAGCUCUUGUGGCAGCAAGUGACGAUCUUGCAUUUGAUGGCCUUGGUUAUUUCUAUAUCCUUCUAAAUGAUGUUCUUACAGCAGCAAAUGGUGUUUAUGUAAAGAAGAAGUUAGAAUCAAAGGAACUAGGAAAAUAUGGUUUAUUAUUUUACAAUGCCAUGUUUAUGUUGUUGCCAGCUAUUUUCAUUGCGGACUUUACUGGUGAACUAGAUGAGGUUGUGCUUUAUGACCGAUGGAAAGAACCACUUCUUCUGUUAUACUUUUCACUGUCCUGUGUUAUGGGGUUUAUUUUAAUGUAUUCUAUAGUACUGUGUACUCAAGCAAAUUCUGCACUUACUACCACUAUUGUUGGAUGUCUGAAGAACAUAUUGGUGACUUACUUGGGAAUGUUUCUUGGAGGAGACUAUGUUUUCAGUUGGACAAAUUUUAUCGGACUCAAUAUUAGUGUCUUUGGGAGCGUGAUUUACUCAUACAUCACAUUUAGAGAAAAAGAUCCUCCCUCUGCUCAAGGUGCGACAACCAGCAGUGAUGGAAAACAGCAGGUUUCCGUUGUUUGAAAAUGGAGAAUAAUACAAAGCCAUUUCGGCCAAUCAUAUUACUUGCAUACUCACAAACUAAUGUACAGUUGUAACAGAAAUAUCUUUGGGUUAAUUUUUCAGCAAGUACAUGUCAAAUAUACAUACUAAGAUAUUCUUGGUGUCAUAAACAUUAUCAGCCACCCUGAUAGUGAACUAAUUAUUACGGUUUUUUUUUUUUUAUUUAUUUAUUUAUUUUUUUUGUGCGUUAUUUAAGCUGCUAAUGUACGGGACACCAUGGAAGAAUUAUGUACAGUAUUGUUAAUGAAAGUGAAGUAUGAUCAUCGCAGUAGAUUUUCCAAUUUAAGCAACUGGAA
Molecule: messenger RNA, 1970 nt
Organism: Orbicella faveolata
Lineage: Eukaryota; Metazoa; Cnidaria; Anthozoa; Scleractinia; Merulinidae
Product: nucleotide sugar transporter SLC35D1-like
Source: RefSeq, a predicted model, not a curated record